AUGGCGAGACGACACGGCCUCGCCAACACCCCCCUCCUCCCUCUUCUGCUCCUCCUCCUCCUCCUCCUCCCCGCCCUCGCCGUCGACCCGACCUUUGAAGUCUACCCAAAAGAGGCCCAACCGUGCCUCUACGCCGCGGCCAAGGGGUCCCAGUGCUCCGGAGACACCGUUGAGGAACUCAACGCGUGCCUCUGCAGCGGCGGCGCCCCCGUGUCCGGCGGAAACGGCUUCGUGUACGGCACCGCCCUGUGCCUCGGUCCGACGGUCUCCGCCAGCGUGGUCGGCGACGUCUACGACCAGAUGAAGGUCAGCUGCGGCCCGACCCUCACGCCCGUCCGGUACACAAAGACCGAGUUCAUGGCCUGGGCCGCCGACGAGGCUGCCAAGGCCGCCUCCUCCUCUUCCACGACGUCAACAGUAGUAAAGACCAGCACCAUCCGCAGCAAGAUCACGGUGACCGAAUCGGCGUCGUCCUCGUCAACGUCGACAUCCUCGUCGUCCGCCGCGUCUGGAGCCACAGCCUCUACUACCUUGGCCACGUCCGCCUCACCCGGAGCCUCCUCCACCGCGUCUGCCACGGCAUCCUCCUCGCCCGGUCCGGCAAGCGCCACCGGCGACGACAACAAGGACACGCUCUCCACCGGGACCACUGUCGGCAUCGCGGUCGGCGCCUCCGUCGCCGGCCUCUCCGCCCUGGCCGGCCUCGCCUUCCUCCUCAUCCGCCGCUCGCACUACUCCGCAUCGACUUUUAGCGCCUCGCCGCCGCCGCCGCCGCCGGCACCGCUGCAGCCGCAGCCGCAAAACGUGGCGGAGAUGCCGGCCAUGAGCCAGGUUCCUCCCUCCCACAAGCAGCAGGAGCAGCCCAACUUCCUCGGCGCGUGGACGCUGCCGACCGGCGCGCCGUACAGGGACAGCCCCGGCCCCAACGUCGUCGACGACAACGCGCAUCAGCAUGCCGCCGGCGGCCCACCGCCGCCGCAGUCGAAGCCGCCGGGCGGCAUCUUCGAGCUCGACUCGGGGGGGUCGGUCGUCGCCGUUCCACAGCAGGGGUACCAACAGUACCACCAGUCGGGUUGGCAGCCGAUUGCGCAGCAGCCGGGUCCGCCGAGAGACUACAGACCGUACAUGCCUCAGUGA
Cordyceps fumosorosea ARSEF 2679 is the source of this 1137-nucleotide messenger RNA. RefSeq lists its product as hypothetical. The transcript has a single exon. The record is from RefSeq and is a predicted model, not a curated record. The coding region runs from base 1 to 1137 and encodes 378 amino acids. Lineage: Eukaryota; Fungi; Ascomycota; Sordariomycetes; Hypocreales; Cordycipitaceae.